This is a messenger RNA of Peronospora matthiolae, 768 nucleotides long. The record is from the annotation of a GenBank genome assembly. NCBI's taxonomy places the organism in Eukaryota, Oomycota, Peronosporomycetes, Peronosporales, Peronosporaceae.
AUGAUCUCGCCAACGGUCAUGAGCGAAUUGCAUCAAGCCAAGCUCGUGCCCACGCAGUUCACGGUGCCCAAACCGGGGGAGCACGCCUGGUCCUCGACCGAGCGCCGUCGAUUCUGGGAAGCUAUUCAGCGCUUCCCGCACGGUCCCUGGACAGACAUUGCUGCCUACGUGGGCUCCAAGUCGACGCGUCAAGCCAUGACGCACGCUCAGAAACUCCGUCUGAAACUUCGUCGCUGGAAACGCCGCGUGCGGAGCGACUCGAUGACUUCAACCGGAUCCACCAACACGACUGCAUCGACGUCUCCUUCAGAGGAAGGAAGGGACGAGGUCCAGUCGCCAAUACUCAUGCCCCUGACAAUUUCUCGUGACAGUGCUACACUUGAAAAGGCAAAGCACGUGGAAGAGGAGGAGACAGAUGAGGACGAGGACGUUGUCGCGUGCUACCGAAUGGACAUCGAACCAGAAGUCAAAGAUGAGGCCACGACGCAGUGUGGAGAUCGUCGCAACCAGGUGCAGGAUGCACCUGACGACUGGUACUUGGAACAGUUGCUCUCGGAUAUCGAGCCAGUGCUGGAGCACGUCGCACACUUUACAAAUGCACCGCACGGCCGUGGCGACUACAGCAACGAGCAAGCAAUGAACAUCGUGCACUACGCACACGUAGCGGCUUUGGAGCACAAGAUCGUGGAACUCUCGACUUGGACUCAACAGCGUCAGGACGCAAACGAAGCUCAAUACAGCUGGGCAUCUGUAUUAGAAUCAAUGUAG